CACGUGGGACAGACCGUUGUCACGGCAACCGUAAACAAUCGGCGCACACCACCUGUUCGUCCAGCACACACCGUCCACUUCGGACCCGAGGAUGUCGGAUUUGGGAUCGGAUGAGUUUGACGACGAGCGCAGUAAACUCGGGGAAUAUGAAGGGGAGCGGAACGAAGCGGGGGAGAGGCACGGAGCCGGGAAAGCCGUUCUGCCCAACGGAGAGGUCUAUCAGGGCCGGUACGAGAACGGCGGGAGGCACGGACAGGGGACAUAUUACUUCAAGAACGGGGCGAGAUAUGUGGGAGACUAUUACCAGAACAAGAAGCAUGGACAGGGCACCUUCUACUACCCUGAUGGCUCUCGAUAUGAAGGGUCGUGGGUGGAGGACCUGAGGAAGGGUCAUGGUGUCUACACGUACGCCAACGGAGACACGUAUGAUGGAGAGUGGCUGGAUCACAUGAGGCACGGACAGGGCCUGUACCGCUACACAGACACUGGCUCCCUGUACAAGGGCUCCUGGGUUAAUGGCGUGAUGGAGUCAUCUGGAGAGUACAUCCACUCCAACCACAGAUACAGAGGCAACUUCGUCGACAGUAAUCCACGCGGUGCAGGGAAGUAUGUGUUCUCCAACGGCUGUGAACAGCACGGGGAAUACCGUCAAGCAGAGCAGUGGAUUCCCAAGUGUGUCACGGGGCUGAUGCUGUGGACUCCAGGCCCGGACGCCUCAGGUGGGGGAAAGGAAGCAGCGGAGAACGGAGCAGAGAGCUGAUCUGCGAGACAACAUCAAUAUGCUCAUGAAUAUUGAAAUAAAGCUGUUGUGUUUCCCAUGAA
Molecule: messenger RNA, 822 nt
Organism: Pseudoliparis swirei
Lineage: Eukaryota; Metazoa; Chordata; Actinopteri; Perciformes; Liparidae
Gene: rsph1
Product: radial spoke head component 1
Exons: 8
Coding region: 92-760 (222 amino acids)
Biological process (GO): spermatid development; axoneme assembly
Cellular component (GO): motile cilium; nucleus
Source: RefSeq, a predicted model, not a curated record